This is a messenger RNA of Eimeria acervulina, 828 nucleotides long. Its product is annotated as E3 ubiquitin-protein ligase HERC2 , related. The coding region runs from base 1 to 828 and encodes 275 amino acids. The record is from RefSeq and is a predicted model, not a curated record. The transcript is spliced from 6 exons. Lineage: Eukaryota; Apicomplexa; Conoidasida; Eucoccidiorida; Eimeriidae.
AUGAAUAACGUUGCUACACAAUUUACACCAUAUCCCCACUGGGGAGUGGGUGCCCCUCUGAACGCCCAGAUGCGGCAGUAUGCAGCUUCUGCUGCAGCAGCAGCAACAGCAACAGCAGCAGCACCCGCAGCAGCACCAGCAUCAGAAGCCUUUCCCCUUGUUGCAAGGGAACAGGUAGACCGUCGACCACACGAAGCAAACUCUGAGAAGGAAGAUGAAGGCAGCUGGGUUUGCUUCUGGUCUCUAGAAAAAGAAAAAGACAACCGCAGCAGAUUAGUGGGGCCUCAGCGAUUUCGCUCAUACUUGGGAAUUUCUAAACUUGCAUGCGGAUCCACUCUAGCCGCCUUCAUUGCAGAUGACUACCGUUUGUACUGCUGGAACUGGAGAGACAGCGGCAAUAUGCAUGCAUGCAGCCCGCAGCUAAUAGAAGGAAGAGGCUUAGAAUAUAUGCAAGUCGUUGAUGUCUCCUGCGGAGAAGAACAUCUUGCAUGCACAACCAAAGAGGGCCGAGUGUUUACCUACGGCAGCGGCGACUGCGGGCAGCGCGGCAGCGGCAAACUGCGCGGAGAAUUUCAAAACGAGGGCCCUGACGAAGUGUUAUUUCCAAGACGAGCAAUUCAGGUCGCAUGCGGAGCAAAAUAUACUCUCGUACUCACAGCGCAAAGGGCAGCAGCAACAGCAGCAGAAGAAGCGGCGUAUCAUCAGCAGCAGGAAGAAACAGCAUCACUAGCAGCAGCAGGAGCAAGAGAAGCAGCAGCAGCAACGGCAAGAACAGCAGCAGCAGAACCAUACGUAGCAGCAGCAGCAGCAUCAUCUGCAUAUGUUUGA